AUUGAGAACAGUGUAGAUUGCUAACCUUGGCAUCCGAUUAUACUGUAUUUUCGGUGACUCGGAGUCGAAGGCAGGCGGAGCUCGGGGUGGACCUUCGGCCUGCUCCACACCUAAGCUACCCCACUUCAAAGAGGUACCUAUCAUUGGCAUUGCGUAGCGCUAAGCAGCGGCUCCUUAUCUGACGCCAGACGGUUAACCGCUUGCUUCAACUCUCGACGAGACGGCCGCUUGAACAACAACCCGCAGCCUCGUUAAGGAAUGAUUGGCGACAAGCAAAGCUGCUGUGCGAUAUGUCAAGGUGACUUACAGUACCGAGGCUGCCGGCAGUCGUCACUGGCGAGAUUAGGCGCGCGUUGGCCUCGGCCCAAAGCAACAACCCCUCGCAAGCCCUGCAGUUCCUAGACAGACACGCCCAUUUCGUUCGACAGCCAUCAUUGCCAGCGACCGUAGAUAAGCUUGUUGGCUGCCUGCCUUCACGAUGGCUGUCUUGAAUAGCAGAGUUUCGAAGCCGCGACCUCCCUCCUCUCGGUCUCGCUCGAAGUCAUCCAAAUCUUGCGAUAAGCGGUUGCUCGACGCUGCUGAAGUCGCGGAUACCACGGUGACAACCCAUCUUGCUGGCGAUACCUCUCCUGCGCGAUCUACAAAAAGACAGUGCAGCGGAGCGGAUAUUGACCCGGCGUCUGAUUCCGACGCGUCGCCUGCGAAGAGAGCCCGACUGGCGCCGCCUCAAGACCAGCUUUCAACGCUUGACGCCACAACGGAGCAGCUGGACAAGCCAAAGCCGAAACAGGCGCAAGCCGCUUUUCUCAAGGACUUCGUCGACCCAGUUCAGCCGACCCCUCCUGGCCCGUCGUUCCGCACAGUCAUAUCAGAGUGGUUGGAGUCUGUGGACUCCGGCGAGGCACAACGUUGCCGGUCGGACAGCUACCUUUAUCGCAGCAGGCGCCCAAUAGCCAGACAACCCGCAAAAUCAACGCCAGAGAUGGGCUACACACGGGAUGCCGAUGGCUUUGCGGUCCCCCAGACACCUGCGUCGAGUUCGUCCCGACCCUCCCGUGCAGGGGACCAGGAUUGGACUGCAUCGUAUACUGCAUCGGUGGCGUCGUCGGGCGUUUCCGGUUCCAAUUCCACCUCCGGUCGAUCGUCAGGAAAGAGUCUAAUCGAGGAACCGCUUUAUAGGGUGACAAACCUGGCUGCGAACAACAUACACUUCCGCCAUGCAUACGACGAGUUCCCCGCCGAGGUUGCAGGCCUCGUCAACUACGUCGGUCAGGAGCGCGAUUCCCCGGGUCCAUCCUUUGAGGAAAUCAGGCAAAAUAAGAGAUUGCGGGACUUUGGCAUGGAAGGAGCAGAACCUAAUGUAGAGGAGUAUUUCAAUACUCACCUCUUCCCAAACCCGGAAGCGUCCGAUCCUCUUAAACGCAGCGCCAGACAGUUGAUAGCCAAACACACUGUUCCCAGCACGGGAUCGAAGCACAAAGUCAGUACACCAGUUCCUAAUGUGCUCUAUGGCUAUAACCGCUCCGUAGCUUUUACCCAGCAACAAGGGCAGCUCAUAUCCAUGGACAACAAAAUGGUAGCAAACAGUCAGGACCUUCUCUAUCUCUUUUUCGUGGCUACAAACCAAUGCCUGGGGGGUUCGGCGUCCUACGUUAAUGUCGCCGAACGCCUAAACUCCCAACUCAGGAAGUGUCGGAAUGAUCAGGUUCGCCCAAUCACAACAGCAGCGUUCAGCAAUGCCAUAAGUGGUACAGAAGCUAGGCUCUACCAAGUUGAAAGCUUUGUACUACAGAGGCCGGAACACUACCUCGAAUUCCGCAAGUACGUGCGGAACAUCAUCGACUGGGGCAAGGACAAGCGGCUGAAGGAGAUCCGAGACUCCUUAGACAUACUGCUCGAGGAGAGCAGGAAGAGGGCGGCCGAGGUUAAGAACCGGCCCGCUCCUUCUGACAGCUCCUCCGGAAGCGGGACUAAGAAGAGGAAACCGUCAUCAUCCUCCCGGGCAGAUGCAGAGUUCAGGCAACCGCCUCCUUCUGAGUCCUUCGCUGCCAGAGGAGGGCAAGCAGCGGUGAGUUGUCUGUCAUGGGUAACCUAUUGA
This is a messenger RNA of Canariomyces notabilis, 2098 nucleotides long. RefSeq lists its product as uncharacterized. Lineage: Eukaryota; Fungi; Ascomycota; Sordariomycetes; Sordariales; Chaetomiaceae. The record is from RefSeq and is a predicted model, not a curated record. The coding region runs from base 479 to 2098 and encodes 539 amino acids. The transcript is spliced from 5 exons.